Candidula unifasciata is the source of this 1483-nucleotide messenger RNA. The record is from the annotation of a GenBank genome assembly. Lineage: Eukaryota; Metazoa; Mollusca; Gastropoda; Stylommatophora; Geomitridae.
ACACAUAUUUUUGUUCUCAGAAAUCAGCAUUCCUCCAUUUCAAAGUUGGAUGUUAGCGAAGACAACGAUCCAGGUCUUUCUAAGAUGGAUGUGGUCCUGACCUUUUCUCUAGAGGUGCAUGUGAUCGAAGUCAAGGGGCUGAAAUCUCUAGCACCCAGCAAGAUUGUCUACUGUACCAUGGAUGUGGAAGGUGGGGAGAAGCUGCAAACUGACCAGGCAGAAGCUUCAAAGCCUCAAUGGGACACACAAGGUGAUUUUGUGACAACUCACCCUCUUCCAGUUGUUAAAGUGAAGCUUUACACCGAGAGCUCUGGGAUGUUGAAGUUGGAGGAUAAGGAGUUAGGAAAGGUUGUGAUCAGACCAACGGCCAACAGUUCAAGGACCCCUGAGUGGUACCAUAUGCACAAGGCUAAGAACUUCCCUGAUGAUCUGCGCAUCAAAAUAGCUGUCCGUAUGGAUAAACCACAGAAUAUGAAACACUGUGGGUAUCUGUAUGCUUUGGGAAAGACGGUGUGGAAGAAGUGGAAAAAGAGAUACUUCGUCUUAGUCCAGGUUUCCCAAUACACAUUUGCGAUGUGUUCAUACAGGGAGAAGAAACCAGACCCCACAGAAAUGAUGCAGUUGGAGGGAUACACUGUUGACUACUGUGAACCCCAUCAAGAUUUAGAUGGAGGCAAAUACUUCUUCAAUUUAGUAAAAGAGGGAGACAGUUUAACCUUCGCCACAGAAGAUGAAUCAGAGCGCACACUGUGGGUUCAGGCAAUCUACCGUGCCACUGGCCAGACGCACAAGCCUGUCCCACCAGUCGUGCAGACCAACAAGAUUUCCAAUACUCAGAUCUCUCGGAUGCAAGGAGAUGCAGACAGAGCACGCAAGCAUGGGUUGGAUGAGUUUGUGAUUGCCAACCCCUGCAAUUUUGAACACCAUGAGCUGUUUAGCAUGCUGCAGACCUUAACCUUGGACUACAGGCUGAGUGAUGCCUACACUUGUUUAGGUUGGUUCAGCCCUGGGCAGGUGUUUGUCCUGGAUGAGUACUGCUCUCGCUAUGGUGUCCGAGGCUGCCACAGACACCUAUGCUACCUGAAUGACUUGCUGGAAAGGGCGGAGAAAGGAAUCCUCAUUGAUCCUACUCUGAUACAUUACAGCUUUGCCUUUUGUGCCUCACAUGUUCAUGGAAAUAGACCUGAUGGAAUUGGCACAGUACUGCAAGCAGAAAGGACCAUGUUCGAUGAGAUUAAAGAAAGAUUGAGAGUGCUUCUAGAAAACCAGAUUACUCAUUUUCGAUAUUGUUUUCCAUUUGGACGCCCAGAAGGAGCCCUGAAAGCAACACUGUCACUUCUAGAAAGGGUGCUAAUGAAGGACAUUGUCACUCCAGUGCCCCCAGAAGAAGUCAGGCAUGUUAUCAAGAAAUGUCUGGAAAAUGCCGCUUUAGUCAACUAUACCAGAAUAUCAGAAUAUGCAAAGAUCGAAGGCCGUAAAAAAG